Messenger RNA from Lotus japonicus, 1243 nucleotides. Its product is annotated as nuclear transcription factor Y subunit B-3-like. Gene Ontology annotation, cellular component: nucleus; CCAAT-binding factor complex. Gene Ontology annotation, biological process: regulation of transcription by RNA polymerase II. Lineage: Eukaryota; Viridiplantae; Streptophyta; Magnoliopsida; Fabales; Fabaceae. Gene Ontology annotation, molecular function: RNA polymerase II cis-regulatory region sequence-specific DNA binding; protein heterodimerization activity; DNA-binding transcription activator activity, RNA polymerase II-specific. The transcript has a single exon. Bases 404 to 973 code for a protein of 189 amino acids. The record is from RefSeq and is a predicted model, not a curated record.
UGAUCCAACGGAUCCUGCUCAUUCGCUCCCAAACCAAUCCCUCCCGUUCCGUUUCGCCCAUCGCUUCCUCGCCGGAGCCACCGUCACCCGCCGCCGCCCGCCACCAAUUGGAGCUCCACAGCAAAAUCCAUUUCACGUUUUGAGGCGUUCAUUUCAACAGCGCGUCAAUUUCACGCGGAACGUGAAAGCCGAUUCAUGACUCGGAUUCUCAGAUUCUCAUUCGUUCUUAUCCUCAAUCGGAUUUGAAAUUCCACAGAGAAUCGCAUCGAAUCGCAUCGCGCACUGAAUUUCUGGUUUCAAUUUCAACGAGUUUCUUCCGCAAACACUGCUUCAACAACUUGGCGCGCAACCGAGUCAACGCGAACGAUUUCCGUCGGCGCUUCAAUUUCCGCCACCGGACUUGAUGGCGGACUCGGACAACGAUUCCGGCGGGGAGCACAACGCAGGCCGAUCGAACGCUCAUGACAGAGAGUUAUCGCUGAAGGAGCAGGACCGGUUCCUGCCGAUAGCGAACGUGAGCAGGAUCAUGAAGAAGGCGUUGCCGGCGAACGCGAAGAUCUCGAAGGACGCGAAGGAGACGGUGCAGGAGUGCGUGUCGGAGUUCAUAAGCUUCAUCACCGGCGAGGCCUCCGACAAGUGCCAGCGGGAGAAGCGGAAGACGAUCAACGGCGAUGACCUGCUGUGGGCCAUGACGACGCUUGGGUUCGAGGACUACGUGGAGCCGCUGAAGGUGUACCUGCAGCGGUUCAGGGAGAUGGAGGGAGAGAAGAGCGUGGCGGCGCGUGAUAGGGACGCUCCCUCUUCCAAUGCUAGCAACAGUUCAUUUGAGGGUGGUGGUGGUAGUUAUGGUGGUGGUGGGAUCAUGAUGCAUCAGGGACACGUGUACGGUUCUUCUGGGUUUCAUCAAGUGAUGGGUAAUAAGGGUGGGCCUGGGUAUCCUGGGCCUGGAUCCAAUGCUGGUAGACCAAGAUAGUGUAUGGUGUGGCCCUUGUUUAAUUAUUUUCAUAAUUAUAAAAAGGGUGCAUGAUUUGUGGUAGUGGUGAAGUGAUUAGUGAAUUGGUAAUAAUCCUGAUAGAGAGGUUGGUUUGUACUGUGGCCAAUAAUCUGUAACUGUUUUAACUGUUGUUGUAUCAUAGAAAUAGUGCUUCUUGUGAUGUACCACUUUUAAAUUUGUGCCCCAAUUGGUCUAGUUUUCCUUUACCUUUGUAUGGACUUUAUAAAAGGGAAGUGAUGUUAUGAUUCA